Messenger RNA from Coturnix japonica (Japanese quail), 4933 nucleotides. Lineage: Eukaryota; Metazoa; Chordata; Aves; Galliformes; Phasianidae. The record is from RefSeq and is a predicted model, not a curated record.
GACAUUUUGUCAUCAAACAAUCAUCACUGAGGAGAAAAGGACAGUGUGUUUGGGUUGAGGAAGGACAAGUUCAUUAGCCAUAAUGUAUAUACCGUCAAGCCACACUUGGAACCCCCUCAGCAGUAAGACAUCCACACAUUGCAUGUUAAGGAGAUGAACGAGAACUUGGAAGUCCACUGCACACUGUUGCCUAUAUACUUUGUACAUUUAAUUGAUAUUUGUGCUGAGGUGAUCUUCUUGUCUAAGAACUACAACAUCGUCUAUCUUUUCUAGCACAGGAGUGUGCAUGCGCGCUCAGGUUCGCGUAUGCAGUCUGUUUCCUACAUGACCAUGCACGUCACCUUGAAAAGACAGACUAUGAUGUAACCAUAAAUCUAUUAUGUAUUGGUACGUCUGUAGACCAAGAUAUAAUUUUUUAAAGUAAGUUUAUUUCUUUCAAGGUUUACAAAUAACAAAGGUGCACCUUGUAUUUAAAAUUGCCAUUAUAGAUGAGAGCGUGCAUGCACAGUAAUUUUUGUUUAAGAGUAAUAUUUUUAAUGUAAUAGAUUGUAAGAAGCGGUAAGAGAGGUAUCUGACAGAGAUGAAUGUGCCAAGCAAAACCACAACCGUGUCUGUUUUAAAGCGCGUCAAUGGCUUUAAGUACCGCGUUGUUAAGGAUUCUCAUGAAGUGCCAUAGACUGUACGUCAGACCAGAGUGUUAUUUUGCAGUGUUAUUUUCAGAACCACGUUUUCGCUUACCUUGCUCGUACCGAUCAGUCAAAGGGCACCGUUCUGUUUCCAAACCAAAGCCGUCUCAGAAAUGGCGCUCGCUGUGCUGCUGCGCGCUGGAAAGGGAAAAGCCAUUUCUGAGACGUGGUGACAAAUGUCUGAGGAACUUCUUCUGCUUCUCUGUAUAGCCUCUGUCAGAAGUCAAAGGACUCUAAACGCUCUGCAGACAGGCUGCGCCUUCCCUUCGCACAGUCGCGCCUUCACUGGUGACUCUAAACGAAGGCGGCAGAAGCACUGGGUCAGAUGCACGACAAACCAAAACGUGGCAACACGGAGAUAUUAAUUAGUGUAGGAAUCGGGUGGGUUCAAUACUCGGGUGAGUUUUAUAUGUGAUUUUUUUUUUGUUGUUCAGAUUAACUGCUUAUAGCCUUAGAAAGCCUUUACAAAAUAAUAAUAAAAACAAAAAAAGAUAGAUGUGCAUUCAAGUUUUAAGAACGGAUUCAUCCAAAGGAAUUCCCCUUUGUGGUUUGGAUGUUGCAGCUCGUAAAGGGUAUUUUUGCUCUGUUCAGCAAAGUGCUGACGUGGGGGCCAGGGCACUGGCAGCACAGCGGGUGGAAGAAGCGCGGGUUCGGUUCUAGAACCUUCCAUACUUCCGAGUUUACGGCGAGUUUUUAUGCUUGAGAGAGAUGCUUUAUAGUAUAAGAGUGACGUGUUGAUUUUACUGAUUGUACUGUACAUCUAUUAAAGCCUUAGAUUAUUACAUUACGGGUUACAACCCAUACCAAUGUAAUUUCAAUCGUGUUAAGAAAGUAUAGGUGACUUCACAUGUUAUCAUAGUUACUCAACAUUAUAGAACAUUACUUCUUUUUUUUCUCGUUAAAGGCGUAGCUCUUAUUUCUUACAUUUAGUGGGUCGUUUUCGUUUCCUCUUCCCAGCUGAGUCCCCUUUCAGUCCCGGGGUCGUGUUCUGUUGGAGCCGCGCGAUGGCUUUUCUGGGGUAGGAGAGAGCCGUUGUCUUCAUCACGUAACUCAGUCUUGGGUUUCCGUGUAGCGCCAUCUGAGUGUCCGUAUUCUUGUUGACAAAGUGAUUUCUGUUUUGCCGAUUUAAUAUGACAAUGUAAGAAUGUCAGUCAUCGUUAGUUCUUGUCUAGUUCUCAUUUAAAGAACAAAGAUCUUUUAUAUGGAUAUCUUAUAAUUAUAUAAUCAUUGCUAAGUAAGGAGUUAAGUUGUUGCUAUGGCAACGAUCCUGGCAGACAAUUGAGUAAUAUUUUGAUGAUUUAUUUUGUUUGUAAUUAGUUAUUAUGAGAAAAUCUAGUUCCUAGAUAUUAGAGUAAAAUUUAUUUUCUACUGUAUCCAUUUCAAAUGUUUAAAAUAUUGUUUAAAUAUUUUUUGAGAUCCCUGAAUAUCAGGCCUUGUUAUAAAUAAGCUGCAUAAUCGAGAGAUGGAGGGACUUUCUGUUGGUGAUCCAAAUACUCAAAGUUUACGUAGCGGGAAUUAGAGCGUGCGUGUGCAAACUCGUGAGGGUUGAUGAUGCUGCAGUUGGGCACGUGGGAACGUUCCGGGAGAAGGUUGACUUUUUGCACUUCUGUAUAUAGUCAAAAAAAAAAAAAAAGAGAGAAACCUGUAUAAUAGUAAGAUCUUAUUUUGAAUAAAAAUGUCUAUAAUUACAAGGAGUUUUGUUAAGGCUAAUAAAAUGACAGGCUGAACAAAAUUGCUUGCAAAAGUGGCACAGAGUUCGCACUCCAUACCCCUUCGAAAAAGUUGCUUUGCUUUAUGUGGACAGCUUGUAGUUUGCCAGGAUUUUUUCAGCUGGAAAGAGAUGCCAUCCUUCCGAGAUCUCAUGACUGACAGAAGCUCCACUGGUUCAGAUCUGCCUGAAAUCCAUGAUGAAAAAAGGAAAGAAAAAGAAAAAAAAAAAAAAAUAAAAAAAAAAUAAAAAAAAUUUUAAAAAGCAAAAAAAAAAACCAAAACCCCAAGCAGGUACUUCAGACCAUUGAGGUGAACCCAUGGAUCCAGUACUGCGUACAUUACUCAAAAACUACUGCAUGUGUCAAGUAUCAGAGCUCUAUUAAAGGUAUACACUGCUCGGACCAGUUCCGGACCACCUCAGUGGUUUCUUGUUCACAACCAAGGUUCUGCAAAUCCGAUAUGACUUCCACAGAGAGUCGAAUCAUGAACAGGCAAACCGAACAGCGCUCCGUAGCUGUAGUUGUUACGUGAUUCUUUUCUAUUGCUGUAGCGGCCCUGUUCUUUUAGCAGGUGAAAAAACAAACAAACAAACAAAAAAAACAAACAGCACACAAAGAUGCGAAAUCUUACAGUUUUAAUGGGAAGCACUCGAUGAACCUCGGGGUCGUCAAUGCCAAAGCUGGAAAGAAAAGGCGGCGGGGCCGUUCCUGACCUCCCUCUGGCGCUCAGGCGCAACGAGGGGAAGGCUGCACUUAUUGCAACCCCGCCACUUUCAUCUGCUGAAAGGACAGGCGAGCUUGGUUUUACUAUUAUGUAAUCACAGACUUACUUUUGCUUGUAGUUGCUCCAAAUUAUGUACUCUGUCCUGGGCUGCAAUUUGUUUUUAUGCUUAUUUUAUUAUUACUGCUAUAGUUGACCUUGCUGUAUGGAAAAAUAAAGUGAAAUUGCCCUAAUAAAAGUUCUCUUUCUUAAUUACGCUUUUUGAUACCAGGUUCCACAUUUGCACCGUUCUCUUCCACACACAGCUUUGUGUGUUUGUGUGUCUGAGGUGGGACGCAUUUUACCUGCGGGGGAAGAAGCCUGAGGUGUCCCCGGGCUUCGCUUUCAUUCCCCAGCAGGGAAUGCGGAGCUGUGCCAGCCCCGGGCCCUGCAGGCUGCCUGCUCCUCCCGAUACGCGCUGCCCGGUAGCCGUGCUUGCUGUGCUGCUGCUCGGUACGGAGCUCUCACACGCUGAACUCUCAGUGCUGGAUAAAAACCGGCAUCAGCCGCUGAGAGCCGCUGCGUCCCCGAGAUCCGAGCUGCGCGCACUGCACCGCGCUGAGCGGGCGCUGCUGCUGCGCUCACUGCGGGGAGCGCCGGGGGAGGCUGCGCUGCAACGGGAGCGCUGUGUGUCUGCAGGGGGGGCUGCUGUGCCGCUCCAUUGCCGCAUCCCUGCCGCUCUCUGCCCCUGCUUGCAGCACAUCCUGCAGCAGAGCGGCCGGGGCUGCGCCGUGCCUGCGCUCACCGUGCUAUCCCCGCCUGCCCACCGUGCAGCCCCGGAGCCGAGAGCUGAGCUGGGCCGGGCACUGAGUGCAGCCAACCGCAGGAGCGUUGGCACAUCACAUACCGAGCAGCUCCGGCUCAGUAAUGAAACGUGGGGAGGUUUUGUUUUUGGAGUCCAUUCGGUCCAUAAGUGCCACCUUUGUGUGCCCAUCCCACGGGCUCCAGGCGGGAGAUGCUGCUGUCCCACAGCCCCCAGCGCUCCAUGCAGACCCCGCUGGGUGCCUGGAUGGGGGCGGCCCCAGUCCUGUCUGUUUCUCAAGAAAGUUCUUGGACUUGGCUUUAAGGCUCUGGCUCACCCAGCUUGGAAGGAGGCCACAGUGCGGUGCUGCACUGCUUCGGCAGCGAGUCCGGGCACUGAGUCUGUGCCAACACUGACCGAAGAGACACUUCUUGUCUGUGCCAUUUACCUGCCCACUGUGCUGUGCAGCUCCUGGGGCUCUGGGCACAGCUGUGUGGGAGGGGGUUUUAACUGCACCCCCAGCCCUGACUUGUGCUCAGAGAUGGGCCCGGGCUUUCCAGGUCCCAGCUCUGCCAUUUGCCUGCCCCUCUUGGCAGCAGCUCGCGCUCUCUUGGCCAACCCUUUGAUUCUUUGCUCUUCACUUCUUUCCUCAGCUCCCACUUCUGUUCCAGUUUCCCACUCCUUUUCAGCCUCUCCAUCUUUUUUUGACCCCUGUUUUUUUUUCCGCCCUCCACUUCUGGGCUAUAAGAUUUUUGUUCCCCACCCCCUCCCUGGCUCCCUGCUCCCCAGCCCCGGCCCCCCACGCCUCAGCGGCCUCAUUUCCACGGAAGAAGCACAAUGCACUCUGAGCUGUAAAUAAAACCCUUUCACAGUUGCCCCGAAGUUAUUUCCUUUGCUUCCAUCCCUCCCCCUCUGCUCCCUCUCGUGGUGCUCUUCUGGCAGCUGACCUUUGCACCCAGCACCCAGGACCUGCUUGUUGUCCUUUGGAGGGGCUGCGGCAGAAGGAGCCGGGCGGUUGGCAAACAGGACAUUGGCC